Molecule: messenger RNA, 11457 nt
Organism: Bursaphelenchus okinawaensis
Lineage: Eukaryota; Metazoa; Nematoda; Chromadorea; Rhabditida; Aphelenchoididae
Source: the annotation of a GenBank genome assembly
AUGUUGGCUGACGAGGACGGCUUAAACGCUAGCCAAAUGCCAAUCAUAUGCUUGAUGGAAUGGAGUUCACCAAGAUGUAAAGAGCAUGCUUUUGAUGUGCCAGCACCAAAAUUUGCACCAAAUUUCAAAUUUCCCACUACUCCAACUACGAGGAGGUUGACGCACGGUCUUCGGAACGCGAAUAAGCCUGAGAAGGACGUUCAGAUCCUGGAGAGGGGCACUACUGUAGCGCCGAGUUCGGGGGAGAAAAAUGAGAGUAAGGGUGUAAAAUACGAUUACUAUAAUGAAAAUUUUUUUAGAAUCGAAACUAGUGAUAUUUAUAAGGGUUUAAAGUGGCAUAUCGUCAAAAAGUUGAAAAGUCAUCAAAAAUUAUAAAAUUUCAAAAAUUAAAAAAUGGCAAAAGCUUAUGAAAACCACGGUUAAAAGAGUUUUAUAAAGGAAGCUCUUGUCAUACCAAACCUAGAAUUCUACUAUAUUAUAGUACUAAAAAUAUACAGUACUAUAAGAUAGUACUUAAGCUUUUAGUACUAUCCUGUACCAUGAGAUAGUACUUAAGCUUUCAGCACAAAAUUAUAGUACAUAAUACAUACAGUAAUAUACUGUAAUGUUUCAGUUGUCUAGUACUAAAUUAUAGUAUCUAAAAUCUGUAGUACUAUACUAUAGUACUUAAACUUAGGAAGGUUUUCUUAUAAUAAGAGCUUACUGUAACUAAUACUUAUAAGGCUAACACCAAUUUACUAUCCGUAUUUUACAAAACCCCUAAUUUUCCUCUAUUUUCAGGUUUUUUCACGCCAAUCGUGCCAAAAGCCUUCAAAAGCAAGAACAAGUCGACCAGUCGAACCAGUAAGUUUUACAAUUGAAGAACUAAUUUUGUAGAUAUGAGAGUGAUUGUGGUUGUAUAACAUAUUGUGGAUAGAUAUUAACUGUUAAAUUUGUGUUUUACCCACAAGCCUAUACUAACUUUUUUUUGUUUUUUGUGUUCUAACAGAGAUUGUUCAAGUGAUUCUGUGUCCCCUGUCAUUCUCCUCUCAAAGCAAAUUUUUGGGCAUAUGGGGCACAGAAUUAUCUGAACAAUCACAACUUUUUGGUUUGCCUUUAAAAAUUUGACAUAUUAAUAUUAUGAGGGCAAAAAGGUUGGUGACAUAUAGAAUUUGAUAUAGAGCUGGUAUAUCAAGUUGGUUUAGGACAAGGUUUAAUCUAAAUAAAAUCAUUUUUUUUGAAAUUUGAUAAUAGUUUAGGUGUGGGAUUUUAAAAUAUAGUAUGUAGAAUAGAAAUUCGAAAUGAAGAUGCAUCACAGUUUUUGAUAUGCAGCUGUAAAUUCAUAUAAAAUUACUUAUGUUGUUUUAGAUGGCAAAAGAAAUGUUUUUGAAAGAAAAUAAUAGGUUGCUAAUGUUUUAGAAAACUAACAUUUUUAAAAAUGAAAACAUAUAAAUAAUAGGAAUCCAUAGGUGCUAACUUAACAAAAAUACUAACAGUUCACGCGCUUGUUUUGGUUUGUGCACUACUAACAUUAGCUAGCACACUAAAACACUAGGUUUUUUUCAAAAACGUAACCUAAACCUAAAUAAUUAAAAAUCUAAUAAUGUUUGGCUUAAAAUAUUAACAGGGUUUCAAUGAAAGCUUUGUCGUUUUUAAACGUAAAAAAGGUUGUUUAAAAAUGAUAAAACUUUAAUUUUUUUGGCGUUUUAAUAUUUCCUAAAGUAACAAUUAUCAUAUAUUACUAAAAUUUCUUCCCACUUACAUGCUAUUGUGUGUUACAAUUAAAAAAAAUUAAACUAUUACGUGUUGCACAAACUGCACUAAUACACGAAAGAGCACCAACUGCACUAGCUGAUUUACACACUCGCACUCACUUUAAAAUUGCUUUCCUUACACUACCCCUUUCUACCCUACCCUGCCCUAACCUAUCCUACCCCUCAUCCCUCUCAACCCUACCUUAGACUACCUUUACCUACCCUUUUUUAUACCCACCCUACUUUACCGGACACUACCUUACCUUUCCCUAUCCUACCCUACCCUAAUUUACCCUAUCUGACCCCCAUUCUGCCUCAUCCUAUCGUAACAUACAUUGUAUAAAUUUACACAUUUGUACUAGUUUAAUAUUGCACCAAAUGCACUUUCACUACAACUUAUUACAAUAUAACAAUUACUUUAAUUCUAGUUAAUUUUGUACGUUUUCGUACAAAGAAGUUUCAAAAAUUUAUGGUUUUAUCCGCACAUUCUUCCUUGUGUUGUAUUGUCAUUGUACGGUAAUUUCUUCUUCUUCGUAUUAUUCUUUGGUAAUGUUCUUUCUUUACUAUUCUUCAUGUUCUUCCUCUUAUUACUAUUCUUUUACUUUUUCUUUUGUAUUGUUAUUGAUUGUGAUGGUACUGUAAAAUGUAACUUUGCAGAAUUUUCAUUUUAAUUUUUAUCUUUUUUACUCUUUUACUCCUUUCUUACUAUAUUUUUAUACUUCUUUUGACAUAUGUAUGCCAUUUUCUACAUAUCUUGCUGUGAAAUGCCUUGUGUUUCUACUACAAUAUUUUUUAAUGUUUAAUGUGUGAACUGUGUGAAACGGUUUUGACUUUCGCCUGAAAUCAUUUUUGUUAGCACAACGGCUGUAACACGAAACGUUGGGAAACAAAUUGGUUGUUGCAUAAAUUCGAAUAAAAUAGAAUUUCUCUAGAAUGUAAAGUGGCAUGACGUCUUUUGACAUACUCGUUGUCACAUUUUGGUUCAUUUUUUAAUGCUUAGGUAGUGUGAAAUUAGAGCAAGGCUAGGGCUAAGGCUGUAGAACAAAGAUUGAGCUAUAGGAUAAAAAAAAAACAUUUUACUGGAUAUGGAUAUGUGGUAAACGCUAAAACAAGGAUAGGACUUAGUUUUGGUAAGGCCAGGUAAAAGUAAUAUAAAGUAAGGUGAGGGUUGAGUACCGGUAAGAUAUUCUAUCUUAGAGCUAGGGAUAAAAUUGGGGCAAGGCUAGGGCUAAGAUUAAUAAGGCUGAGGUUAAAGCUAGGGCAAGCAAAGUCUAGUGUUUUGGCCUAGAACUCGAGGAAGAUCAGGGCAAUGCCAGGAAAUGGUUAGGGCACUAAGGCCAGGGCAAAACCAGAUAAAGGCCAUGACAAGGCUGAGGCUAGUCGGCCUUAACCUUGCCUGGCUUUGUCUACUAGGACGAAGCUAGGCUAGUUAGUAGGGAUAUAGCUUAGGUUAAAGCUAGGACUACGGCUAGAGCUAGAGCUAAGACGAGUGCUGAAUUAGGGCUAGAGCUAUAGACAGAACCAGAGCUAAGGCUAUUGCUAGCGUAAGGCUAGGACUAACGCUAGAGCUAUGACUAGAGCUAGGGCUAAAGCUAGAGCUAAGACUGUGUCAGAAAUUGGUUGUAAACUUUUUUUUUGGCCUAAAAGCCAACUUUUUUGCAAAACUUCAAAAAGACUUGAGCCACUGCAAUGCCCUAAAGAUUCUAUUAUAAUAAUUUAUGCAAAAACUAAUUUGUUUGUUGUGUAAAAGUUUUUGUCUACACUAAUAUCCUCUUUCUCGUCUUUGUCCACUUGACUUUGCGAGCGGCCCAAAGACACUGAAACAAGCGGUGCCCCCUGCCCGAAUAUGAUGAAUAUCCAAAGACGGCGAACGCGCUCAGGAAUUAAAUUUGAAUGUGUUAAAAGAGGGGGGGGAGUGCCGAAAUGAGAAUUCUUCAGGUCUUUUCAAGAAACUUGCGAAGGCUGCAAAAGGCUAGGAAGCAGCCAGGUGCGGGCAAUGGGGGUUUGAAUUUAUGGGUAGGGGGGGGAGAGGGGGGGGGGAGGGAGAGGUAGGGUAGAGACGAGGGUUUUACUGUAGAUAAAACGGGACAGAAUGAAAUAGGGAAGCCUAGACUUACUGCUUUACCUUAUCCUGCCCUGCCAGCCCUACUCUACCUUAACAGAUUUUCCCUGCCCGUCAUGCCCUACCUUACACUCUUACUCUGCCCUGCCCGCUUUGCCUUGACAUGAAUUAAUUUUAGUGCCUUGACUUAACCUUUCUUGAAUAGGCCACACCAGCCCUGUCCUGAAUGCCUUGCUUUUAUCCUGCCCAGCCCUAAUUUUAAGCCACAAAUCCCAAAACAGAGGUGCGAAACGCGCGAGACCUUUUAAGAAAGGGGGAAAACAAAUUCUUUGGGCCGCUUUCAUCUUGUGUCUUUUGACUUUGUUAUCUCCAUAGUGUUCAACACUAUGUUUACAACGGGGCGAGGGUGGGCGCGGAGCUUGUAAACGGAAUGUUUUUCAGUUGGAAAUGGGUCAGGUUUUCAAAUUUUUUAAAUUUAAAUUUUAAAACCGAAAAAAAUAGAAACGAAAUUUUCUAGCUUUGGCCUAUUUAUUAGGUGACGACAUAAAGAACCCGCCAUUUUUUACACGAAAUUGCAAGAAUAGUAUGGCGGGUUCUUUAUGUUGGCUCCUAAUAGUAUUUCUGUGGCCUAUUUAGUAUUGCUAUGGCCAAUGUUUAAGGAAAAACAUAUUUUUUCAAUAAUCUAAUUAAAUCCUUUACAAAGUAUGGCAUUUCCGUUGGAAACCACCCCCGUUUCCGGGCUCAAACCCGCUGUUUUCUAGCUUUAUAUCCUCGCUUUCUUGGCUUUAAAUCAUCCUUUUUUUGAGUCAAUUGCUGUUUUUAUAAAAAUUUUUGUUUUUACGGGUUUAAAAUUUACUUGCCUAGGCCUACCCUACCUUACCUCACCGUUCUUUAUCUUGCCCUAUCUUUCUUUACUUGACUCUACUUUACCCUACCCUACCCUACCCUACCCUACCCUACCUUACACUACCGUACCUCACUCUACAUUACUCUACUCAACUCUACUUUACCUUACUAGGUACUACCUUACCCUAUUAUACCCUAUCCUAAUGGGCAAAAGGUUUUAUUUGCUCAGCAAUCAAUGUACUGUAAAUUCAUGAUUCAUUUUUAUUUUUUUUUCUGCUUCUUUUUCUUACCGUCCUGUUAUCCAAGCCCAGCACACGCUAUCUUUCUUCUACUCUUUCUACUUUACUAUAACACUUCUUCCCUUUCCACCACUUCAACUCCUCGUGGCCUAGUUAGUGUUGAUUUCACUUCAGAAUCCGCUUUUUUUUCUUUUAUUUUGCUUUGUAGCUCCAGGACCGUCCAGUUCAAAAGAGACGCAAGUUGUUGUCACAUCAGCUACACGACAUCGACCAUCGGAUAGUGCACAGCAACGUAGGACAGUCAAGCCGACCGGUAAGACAAAAAUGGAGCAGCGGCCAGCAAGUCAGUCCAGCUACAACGGCGAUGAUGACUAUUCAGAGGAUGAGGACGCGGCCAGAGAAGACGAAGGUUAUGAUGAGAAGGGAUAUGAUGAGGAGAGAGGUGAUGAUGAAGAAAUGGAAGAUGUAGAUGAUCUUAAUCGGCUUAAGACACCAGCCACAUAUGCACCUUAUGCUAGGGCACAGCUGGUCAACUCCGGUCCGAAUGAGCUGGAUUCAUUGUGGACUGACUUGAGUCAUGCUGUUGAUUUCAAGUCGGGAGGGUCGUGGAGAAGGCCUGUCACGGCCAGUACGACCACGCCGCUACCAAGCACGACCAGUAGCACUUCUACUACAACGUUGGCUACGACUACGAAGCGGAUUGCUACUACAAUGUUUGGUAAUUUUUUUUGGUUUUAUUGAGUGUCUGUGACUCUUUUGUUUUUGGUACAUUUGGUAAUUCCUAAUGGUUAAUAUUUAGAUUUUUGACUUGUACAUCUUGCUUCAUCGUAUUUUACAUUUUUUCGGUUUUUCUAAAGUUUUUACUGCUUUAGAUGGUCUUUAUCGUUUGGCUGAGUAUACUUUUAUGCUUUUUUCCUUCAAUAUACUAUUGGUAUUGUUCUAAGCUAAAAAUAUGUUUUUGUAAGCCUAAAAGUUAUUUUUAAGCUUAAAAUUUCAUUUUUAAGCCUAAAGAUUAAUUUUAAAGCCUAAAAUUAAUUUUUAAGCCUAACGUUUACUUUUCAGACUUAAAAUUUUAUUUUUAAGCCUAAAUUCCCAUUUUAGACUAAAAAUAGCUUUUCUAAGCCUAAAAUUCACUUUUUAAGCCUAAAGUUUGAUUUGAAGUUGAAAAUAUACUUUAUAGCCUAUAAUUGUAUUUUUAAGCUUAAAGUUUCAUUUUAACUUUGAAAUUUUACUUUUAAACUAAAAGUUGAGUUUUAGGCUUAAAAUUAAGCUUUUAAAUUUAAACUUUUACUUUAAACGUAAUAUUUUAUUUUUAAGCCUAAAAUUCCAUUUACAAGUCAAAAAUUUAGUUUUUUUAAGCCUAAAGUUUAAUUUCAAUAUUUUAUGUUUAUUUUCAUGCUUGUAUGCUAUGUCGUAUUUUACAAACCAUAAAAAUUAUACAUUUCAAAACCUCUACCUGUGCCAAUCCCAAAUUGUACGUCUUAACCCGCAUUCCACUAAAUUUACCUUUCGGCCAAUGUUCCUCCCCUCAUUUGGCCUCGGAGUUGUUAUUAGUCGAGGCCCCUUUCCGCCCCAUCUCCCAUCUUCCUUAUCUCUUCGAAAUUAAAAAUAUUUCUAAAAAAAAUUUUUUUUGAAGUGCAGCACGAGUGUGUUUUUGGCUACGUUGGCUUCGAAACUAGGUUAAAACGAACAGAUUUAGCGGUCAAUAACAAACUAUUUUUGAGUGGUCGGAACACGUAAUUGAGUGGGGGUUUGGGGAUUACUUUUUUGGAAGGGGGGGGGGUUAGGAGUAGAGGUAAGGAUUAAACAAGGUGAAUUUACUCCUCUCUUCAGAAGCCAUUGAAAAAAAACUACGAUGGUUUAAGAGUACUAAAGGAGGAUUGUUUGACUUAUAGUUAAGCCUAAAAAUUGAUUAUUAAGCCUAAACUUUGUUUUAAGCCUUUAAUCUCAACAUUUCAUUUGUAAGCCUAAAAUUUAUUUUAAGACUAGUUUAUUUUUAAGCAUAAGAUUCAUUUUUUAAACCUAAAAUUAACUUUCAAGCCUAAAAUUCAAUGCCCUAAAACACAUUUUUUGACUUAUAUUUAAGCCUAUGAUUUCAUUUUUCUGCAUAUAGUUUAUUUUUAAACAAGUUUUAUUUUUUGCUUGAAUCUUCUAUUAUACUUUAAACCUAAAACUUCAUAUUUUAAUAUAAAACUUUAUUUUUACCCUAAAUUUUUCAUGACGAUGAACUCAAACUUGUUUACUCUACAAAUCUACAAAUAUAAAUAAUAGGACUUAAACUAUUAAAUCUUGAGCUGUUAAUUUCUAGAAAAAUGUUACGUUUUUAAGACUAAUCUCAGUUUAACAUAAGCUCUUGAAAACAGUUUGUUUUACCAUAUUUAUCCGAAAAUUGUUUUCUACGUUACGAUUUGGGGUUUUUAAAUAUCACGUAGUUUAAAACUUCGUAACUGAAACUAUUAGGAUAGGCCUGUAAAGGGACUAGGCCAAAUUUUUCUGUCUGACUCGCGGGCUGAUUCUUGGUUUAAACCUCGGCCCUCGUACUGACAUGUUUUGGCCCGAGCUGACCAGGGCUUAUAGGGCUUUAGCCCUUUCACGUCUAAACCAGGAAUAUUAUAAGUACAGUGGAACUCCUGCAUGACGAACUCUUCUAUAACGAAAAUUCUGUAUAACAUACAAUUUUUGAAUCUCUAGUUUACACUAGACGAUCCUUUUAAAACGCUUAUACUGUAACUCUUUCAUAACGAACAUCCUUCAAAUGCCCGAUCGUUAUUUCACUGAACAUAGAACUUCAGUGGAACUCAUGUAUUGCUCGGGGAUUUGAAAUUUGUUCGUUGUAAGGGAGUUUCGUUAUAGAUGACUUGGUUAUACAGCAGUUUCACUGUACAUAUAACAACUGUCUUUUUCAAAUUUUUUAAGAAUACCUUAUCCAAAGUACGUCCAAACAAAACACCUAAAGACAACAAGACUUUAUUUUCCUAAUAUAGCCAUUUGUUAUUGAAAACAUUAAAGGAUUGUAAAGAUGCGAGAGGAAAGACGUUAAAAUUGAGUGGAAAGAAGAUUUUAAAAAUUUCUCUUCUACUUUCUUCUGUGGCCGAAAAAACCCUUGGCCAUGACGACAAAAGAAGCCCAUUUUUGGGGCGAAACGAUUAAAAAUUUUUGAGGAAAACAGAAGACGGAAACUUUUUACAUACUGUUUUAACGUUUAUUAGUUAUGAAAAAACGUGUUUGUUGUUCAUUUAUGGGCCGAAAACGGGGAAAAAUGGGUGUUUUUUUGGGUUUUUGUGGAUUUUGGGGGUGUGAAAUAGGGUUUUUAAAAGUUUUAUAAGGUUUUUUUGGUUUAUAUGGUUAUAUUUUACAUUUCUAUGGCUAUAUUUAUAUUGUACAAUCCUUUAAACAGCACACAUAUAAUUUACCAACUUUUUUUUCAAAAAAAAUUUUUUUUAAUUUUUUAAGUUUUUAGUUAUUUAUGACAAAAUAUAUUGUAUUUCUUUACAAUUUUAGCCAAAAACUCCUUUUUAAUGAUAAAAUCAUUCCGUUCGGCCUUAAAACCCAGCCAAAAGGGUAACCCUAAACCUUCUUAGCAGCGUGGUCCCGUGGCGUAAUGGAUAACGCGUCUGACUUCUAAUCAGAAGAUUGCGGGUUCGACCCCCGCCGGGACCUAGUGUUUUUUUGGCUUAUUUUUGACAUUUUUUGGCUGAAAUUAAAGCUUUUUAGCCUUUUUUAGAUUGUAAAAUAGGGGUUAUUGUUUUAAAAAUGCCUUUUUUCGUAAGACAGGGUAAGAUUUAGAUAAAACUUUAACUUUUUUUGUAAAAUGGCACCUUCGAGUUAAAAAAUUUUAAAGAACCAUUUUCCUGCAAAAUCCUAAAUUUGAAAACUCUGCUUGGCCGAAAAACCAUCUGUCGCCAGAGAUUUCCGGCUGCCUUCGUUAGGGCACAGUUCAACAAAAAAAGGUUUGGCAAAUGUCACACCCAAUUACAAGUUUAUGUUUUGUUCGUGUGUGUGUGAGAUUGGGCAUUGUGAGUGUUUGGUCAUCACAAAUGCAUCAUCUUUCGGGAUUAGAGCUGAAUUAAAAUGCGUUUUCCCAGUUUUCAAGUACUCGUUUUUGAGGGUUGCGCGAGCUUUGGGGCGGACAUUUUAAUAAAUUUGAUUGGAAUUUCAGUUUUUCAAAUUUUGGAUUUUUAGUUGUAAAUAUAAAUUUUAGACUUAAGAAUGACAUUCUAGGCUUAGAAGUCAAUUUUAGGCAUAAAAAUGAAAUUUUAAGUUUAAAAAAUAAAUUUUAGGCAUAAAAAUCAAAUUUUAAGCUUAAAAACAAAAUUUUAGACUUAAAAAUGAACUGUAGGCUUAAAAUGAUAAUUGUAGGCUUAAAGCUGAAUUUUAGGCUUAAAAAUGAAAUUUUAGGCUUAAUAAUACUUUUGGCUUAAAAAUAAAAUUUUAGGAUUAUAAAUAAAUUUUAGGCUUAUAAAUGGAAUUUUAGGUUGAAAAAUAAAACUUUAGGUUUAAGAACUUGAUUUUAUUUUUAAAAAUCAAUUUUAGGCUUAAAAGUAAAAUGUUAGGCUUAAAAAUAAAAGUUUAGGCUUGAUAAUUAACUUAUAAUUUUGUUUUUAAGCCAAAGUUUGAUGUUCAGGCCUAAAAAAGUGCAUUUUAAAUUUUGAAAAGUUGUUUUUGAGAUUUCACUUUUACUUCCGAAAUGCACUUUAAAACAAUUGAAAACUUUGGAAAAUUCGAAGUAAAAGCUCCCAAGUCAAUUACAUUACACUUUGGUCUUGUUUUAUGGUCAAUUUACUCGAAACUCAGAGUUUUGUUUUCAGUGAGUACGACACGCUGGCUGGAAACGACCACACAAGCAUCGCGUCAAAAGUUGAGGACAAUCCAAACGGAAUCCACCACCACCAUACCGUUGUACGCGGUCCGCCCGACCACACCAAUGGGCGAUUUGUUGACCACGACUAAGGUGGUUUAGGCUUAAUAUGAGGGUGGGGUAGCGUAGUGUAAGGCUGGGUUAGCGUUUUAGGGUUGAGUUGAGUUCGGUAUUAAUUAAAAAUGGCUUUACUUUAACAAAAAGCCUAGGUUUAAAAAUUAUUUUUACGCUUAAAAAGGAUUUUUAGGCUUAAAAGUGGAUUUUAGGCUUAGAAUGCAAUUUUAGGCUUGAAAAUGGAUCUUAGGCUUAAGAAUUGCGUUUUAGGUUUAGAAAUGAAUUUCAGGCUUAAAAAUAAAUUAGGCUUAAAAAUGAAUUUUAGGCUUAAAAUAAAUUUUUAGGCUUCAAAAUGAAUAUUUAGGCUUAAAGAACAAUUUUAGGCUUGAAAAUCAACUUUAGGCUUAAAUCUGACUUCAUUUUUAAAUAUUUUCAGGCUCCAAUAGUGACGACUGACUUUCCACGAACCGCUCUCAUAUCAAUAGCCUCGGUGUCAGUUAUCAUUAUCAUUGCUUUCGUCGUCUUCUGCGUCUUCAGAUGCCGUCAAUCAGCUCCACCAAGCGAAUCCACUUAUCCGAUGGCCUACAGUGGCACAAAGCAAGCCUCAAUGGGCAUGGGUAAUGUCAUGUUGGGUAGUGGAAACCAUGGCUAUACUCCCAUUCCUAGUGAAAUGUCACCACCAGCUGCUCAACACACUCAACAAUUCGCUGGAAUGAGCCCUAGGGUCAAGUAGGUUUAGCAUUUAUUGUUUUACUUUAUCAUAAUCUACCCUACUUUACCCUAUCCUACCUUAUCUUACCUUACUCUACCCUACCCUACCGUACUCUACCUUACUCUACCUUACUCUACCCUACCCUACUCUAACCUACCAUACCCUACCCUACCGUUCCCCACCCUACCCUAUCGUAACCUAUCUUACCCUAUCUUAUUUUACCUUAUCCUAUGCCAUAUCGUACUUCUAACCUACUUUACUUUCCUCUAAAUUACCUUGAUGACUCUGCUUUACCCUACCCUAUCUGCCCUUACCUUGCUUUAAAUGGCCGUAUGGUACGUUUUCUUACCCAAUAGUACUGUACUAUACUAUAUUCUAUCCUAUCUGACCCUACCUUAUCUUACCCUAUUUUACUUUACCGUAGCCUAACUUAAAUUUAUCUGUUCUACCCUACCCUAUCCUAUCUUACCCUACGGUACCUUAUUGUAAAGUGUCUUACACAGCCCUACUCUUUCUUAACAACCUUUACCCUACUAUUAUGUCUUAUCAUAGUCUAAUUUAACCUACCCUCUUUGCUCUACACUACUCUACUCUUUAUUACACUACAAUGUCCAACCCUACCCUAUAUUGUACUAUCCUAACCUUUUUUGAUUUCAUCUCUUAGGCCAGCAUUAACCACCGAUUACCCUCUUAAUAACUUUUUCAUUUUCAGCUACGAAUCCAUGAACGGUGCUCAAACCUUACCUUCGGCGAUGCGUCGGCCGAAUGGUUUAACUAAUGGUGGGCCACAUCCGAAUGGUAUGGGUUAUCAGACAAUUGGGCAACAUGUUGUGAACCAAAAUGGCCAGACAUCACCUGCUCGUACUAAUGGCAAUGCUAAUGGUGCUGCUAAUGGAGGGUCGAGGACGUGGGGUCGGGACCGUAAGAAGGACUUCAAAGAGUGGUAUGUCUAG